Messenger RNA from Solea solea (common sole), 6036 nucleotides. Its product is annotated as inactive ubiquitin carboxyl-terminal hydrolase 54-like. The transcript has 22 exons. The record is from RefSeq and is a predicted model, not a curated record. The coding region runs from base 464 to 4753 and encodes 1429 amino acids. NCBI's taxonomy places the organism in Eukaryota, Metazoa, Chordata, Actinopteri, Pleuronectiformes, Soleidae. Gene Ontology annotation, molecular function: cysteine-type deubiquitinase activity. Gene Ontology annotation, biological process: protein deubiquitination.
CACACACUGCUGCAGGUAGUAGCUCCGCCCCCUUCACUUCGCCGUUCAAACACAAUAACGGCCGCGCCGCUGCUCCGGUUCUGUCUCCCGGUCCCGCCGGUGUCCUCCUGUCCUCAUGUCCUCAGGUUGUCCGCAGGUCACAGAUCAGUGAGUGUCUGACCUUUGACCUUUGGUCGUGGCCACAGUGACAUUCUGUGGAGGAGGUGAUGAGGAGGAGGAGGAGGAAGACGAGACGUUACCACAGGUCACCUGCACAUGGAUUACACAACAGAGAACGUUUGGGAUUAAAAGUCAAAAACAAAGAAAUGUUUAACUAAAGAACACGUUUGUGGAAAAUCUUUUUUCUGCUGGAGGAAAAUGUCUUUUUUUUACUUUGACACAUGAACUAAUGAUGGGAAGUUAAUCCCUGCAGGAAGAAAAGCCGUGAGAGUGAGUUGGAAAAACAAAGAAAAAGAGAGAGAACAUGUCGUGGAAGAGGAACUACUUUGCGUCAGGCAGCACUGGAGGCAGCGGAGUCUGCAGCGGAGUCUGCAGCGGAGUCUGCAGCAGCGUGGACCAAAUCCUGGCGCCUCGCACAACCACGUCCAUCGCUCCCAGUAAAGGUCUGAGCAACGAGCCGGGACAGAACAGCUGUUUCCUGAACAGUGCCCUGCAGGUCCUGUGGCACCUCGACAUCUUCCGGCGCAGUUUCCGUCAGCUGACGACUCACAGGUGCAUGGACGACUCGUGCAUCUUCUGUGCUCUGAAGAGCAUCUUUGCUCAGUUUCAAUACAGCAGUGAGAAGGUCUUACCGUCUGACGCUCUCCGCAGAGCGCUCGCCAAAACCUUCCAGGACAAGCAGAGGUUUCAGCUCGGCAUCAUGGACGACGCUGCAGAGUGCUUUGAGAACAUCUUGAUGAGGAUUCACUUCCACAUUUCAGACGAGAGCAGUGAAGACAUCUGCACGGCCCGACACUGCAUCUCCCACCAGAAGUUUGCCAUGACGCUCUUUGAACAGUGUGUGUGCAGCAGCUGUGGAGCUUCCUCAGAUCCUCUGCCCUUCAUUCAGAUGGUUCACUACAUCUCCACCACCUCUCUGUGUAACCAGGCAGUGAAGAUGUUGGAGUCGAGGGAGAAGGCGACUCCCAGCAUGUUUGGGGAGCUGCUGAGAAACGCCAGUAUGGGAGAUCUGCGGAAGUGUCCUAGUCAGUGUGGUCAGCAGCUCAGAAUGGCUCGCGUGCUCCUCAACAGUCCAGAGAUCAUCACCAUCGGCCUGGUGUGGGAUUCAGAUCACUCUGACCUGGCUGAGGAUGUCAUCCACACCCUGGGAACCUGCCUCCACCUGGGAGACCUGUUUUACAGGGUGACCGAGGAGAAGGCCCGUCAGUCAGAGCUCUACCUGGUGGGCAUGGUGUGUUACUACGGCAAACAUUACUCCACCUUCUUCUUCCAGACAAAGAUCCGACGAUGGAUGUAUUUUGACGACGCUCAUGUCAAAGAGAUUGGUCCCAAAUGGAAGGACGUGGUGUCUCGCUGCAUUAAAGGACAUUACCAGCCUCUGCUGCUGCUCUAUGCUGACCCCCAGGGGACACCAGUGUCAGUGCAGGACCUGCCCCCCCACCUCCACCUGCACCACAUCAACAAGGCCUGUUAUGACAGUGAAGACUCGGGCCGUGAGCCGUCAAUCUCCAGCGACACUCGCACCGACUCGUCCGUGGAGAGCUCCUCAUGCCGACAGUCCUCGCUCUCUCACGAUGAGUCGCUGGCCGCUCGCUGCUCGUCUGACUCCCAGGGAACCGCCAUCUGCACCGGGCGCCAGCUGCACCCCCCGCUACACGCCUCGCUCUGCAGCCUGGAGGCCAUAGGCCAGGCGACAAACUCUGAGCAGCACCCGUCUCUGAAGAAGGGAGGCGGGGCCAGGGAUAGGAGGCGGAGCUCUAGCUACACCCGGCGAUCUAAACCCGACAACGAAGCCUCGUCAGCUGGUUACCACAGCGAGGGAGAGUCGUUGAAAGAGCAGCAGGUUCUUCGUCAGCAUCUGAAACCGUCUUCGUCCUCCUCAUCCUCGACCAGUCGUCUCAGAGACUUCAGAGAGACGAUGAGCAACAUCCUCCACAGCCGGACACUGUCCUCGUCCUCGUCUUUACCUGCCGCCGUCCUCUCCUCUGAAAUUACCUCCUCCUCCUCCUCCCAGCAUCACCACCAUGCUCCUCCCUCCUCCUCCUCCUCUCAUAACCCUCACCACUGUGAGGCAGAGUCCUCUGAAGGGACAGGGUCAGGGAGGUUCCGUCCAGCGUGGAAGCCCAGGAGAGAAGUCCUCAACAUCGACAGCAUCUUCACCCGUGAAAGACGACGUCAGGCAGGAUACAGUCCACUCGCUGCAGCCGCCGCCACCGCUGCAGCCCUUCCUGACGACUGUAGAGACUUCUCGGCUCAACAGGAGGCGCUGUCUCUGAGGACAGGGACCUCCUGGACUCUGCCCGCUGUCUCGAGCAGCCACAGAGCAGCAGGAGGAGGAGCUGCAGAGCUGCCUCCUCUUGCUCCGCCCCCUCCUCCUCCCAGACUCAUCCAGAGGAUGGAGAGUGGAUAUGAGAGCAGCGAGAGGAACAGCAACAGUCCCAUCAGUGUGGACCUGAAACUGGGAGACAGGGAGUGUGCUGUGAAGAAGAUCUCCUCCUCCUCUGGACCAUCGUGGAGGAACCUGAGGUCGAAGAGCAGCAGUGCUCUGCUGCAGGAGCUCAGCUCUACCAGCAGAGAGAGCCAUGCAGCGUCCCCUGCAGGCCGCACCGAGCUGGACCAGCUGCAGGAGGAGGUGCAGAGGAGAGCCAGGGAGGAGGAGCAACAACGACGCCAGGAGAAGGAGGAUGAGGCGGAGCUCGGGUUCAACCCACAACCCAGCAAAUACCUGGACCUGGACCAGCUGCAGAUCCAGGGUAAAGGCAGCAGCUUGGAGCGGUGUGUGUCGGAGGCGGAGCUUCUGUUGGACCAGUCCGUGCGUCUGGAGCAGGCGGGCGAGGUCGCUGCUGCUCUGUCAGCUAUCAAUGAAACAGUUUCCAAACUGCGGCCUGUGGCGGCAGAGGGCGGAGCUAGUAGUCACAGACGGCUGCAGCGCUGCAUGAGGAGAGCGCGUAGUCUGCAGCAGCGCCUCCUGCUGGAGGAGCAGCAGCAGCAGCGCCUCCUGCUGGAGGAGCAGGAACAGGAGGAGCCCAGUGAAGAGCCUCUCUCGCUCCAAAUACUUCUGACCCACAGAAAAGGCGAUCGAGCUGUCAGUCAGGACCAGCAGUCCCCGCCUCUCCUUCCCCCAAAACCAUUGUCGUCUGACCUCGCCUCUGUUGCUGUGGCCCCUCCCACUGGUGACAGCAGGACUGUGGGCCCCUGCUCUCUCAAUGGAAAGCUCCGAAAAUAUGAAGCGCCGCCCACUCCACCUAACCCCAUGUCUGCACAAGACCCACCCUCACCCAGGCCACACCCCCAAACCUUGUCAUCUCUUGGCACCAGCAUUGAGAGUCGUGUGUCCAUAGUAGCUCCGCCCCCUGUCACAUGUUUACACCUGGACACACCUGCUGAUGAUUUUCCUGUUCCCACUGACUCACUCUCUCAAGCCCCACCUCCUCUUACAAGCCAGUGGGGUCAAAGGUCAUCUCCAUCCCACAACCCUCACCCCAGAGCCGCCGCCCAUCCCGUGGAGCGCUGGGCAGAAAAUGUCAACAGAUACUACAACACCCAGAAUGCAGCAGGAGGAGCAGCAGCAGCGCCCCCUGGUGAGGAGGAGCUGUCAGAGUUGGACUCACUGUACCAGGCCAGUCUGCUGGCUCCCAGCAUGCACCGGGGCAGCCGCAGACUCGCUCCUCAGACAAACGCCUACAAAUCAGGAGGUUCUGAACGCUCCAAAACACCAACAGCAGAGAUGGAGAGAGUCGCCUACAGAACCGUGGUUCCACCUGUGCACAAGCCUCCACCUGGUGAAGACGAGAACUACAGCGCAGAAAACCUGCGACGCAUCGCCCGAACUCUGAGUGGAACCAUCAUUGGGUCACGACCCAAACACAUGGGUGUUUCCUACAGCUGUGAACCCUCUGGGCAGAACCUAGAGGGUAUCGGACACACCCACCUUUACUCCUCCCUCCCCCGUCGCUCCAGCUCCUCCUCCCUGCACCACGGCCCCUCAACUCCUGCUCCACAGCGCCUCCUCCUGUCGACAUCACAGCUCCACAGCUCAGGCUUCUCCACCUGGAGACGCACAGGAGUUGGACCGAGUGUCCAGUCUGACCGACAUCAAACUCUCCUCUGGGGUCCAAAGGUCAACAGAGUUCUGCUGAGUCAUGCUAAGCUGCCCCAGGAUACUCGCCAUGCUCCGCCUUCUUGCUCCUUGUCCUCCUCCCUCCCCAGACCCAGAGCAUGCUCAAGCUCCGCCCUCCCUCCUGGUCCACAGAGUCUGUAUGCCACACUGACACGCCCCCGCCGUUCCACCACGACUAACGGUCACCAUGGUGAGGUCAGCAGGUCAGGUCACUGCCCUCGUCAGCAGCUCAGGUCGCCAGGUGAAGGCCCCGCCCAGCCUAUGCGCCUGGACGUGCCCCCUGAGGGUGACUGGCGUCAUGAUGCUGAGUACAGUACUGUGAAGCCCCGCCCCUCCUGUGACCUCCGUGACUCUCUCCGCCGGCUCCCUCCUCCUCGGAUCUGCUUGCUCUGUCGACAACUUCCUGCUGAGCUGCCACGCCCACUCUACUGUACCUGCAGCGCUGACGUGACUCAGCUCCGCCCACUCAGCUGAUCUGACCUGAAGAGAAGAUACGAGGAGUUCUGUGAAACGUGACGCGGUCAGAGCGCCUCCAGCUGCUGAGGACAUUAAAAAUACAUCUGUUUAAGUCCAUGAUGUUAGGACAUGAGGACGUCUUUGUCUCACUGUGAGACAAACGUUUGUAAACCACUCCCACAACAAAGUCCAGAGAGAAAAUCAGUGAUUUUAGGAGCUGCUGGUCCUCUGCUGCCUCGUGUGGUCACUUUGUGUCACUGAGUUUAGUCUAAAUGAAAUAUUUCAAAUGCUUAAUUCUCUUAAAUAAGAUGUUAUAGCUCAGUGAUGAAAAUCAGGGCUUUUCUCUGUGGACUUUGGUGUGGGAGAGUGAGCACUUUCAAAGUAACACAAUGCAGGAGUCGCUCUCUGGCUCCCCCUACAGUUGUUCAUAACAACGGUGGUGAAGUUGGGAUCAUGUGUUCAGAGCACGGAUCUUUGCAGGGAAUUGGUCCUGGAAAAGUCCUUGAAUUUGAUAUGAACCAAGGUGUGGGAACCCUGAUAUACAAGCUAACAUAUACUGAUAUGUAACUUAAAUAUAAGUGAUUUAACAAACCAAGAGAUGACAAGUUAACUAGUUACACUAACUAGUCCAACAGAACCAGCUCGUCCUCCGCUCUUAUUCUGCCACUGUCCUUAACCUUCUCAAAGAUGAACACAUGACUCCUCCCCCUCACUGUCACCUUGUUUACUUCCUUGUUGACAGUGAGGGGGAGGAGUCUAGCAGUUGUCACUUUAAAUGAUGUCCUGUAUGUGUUGUUGGACACAGGAAGUCCUCACACCUCAUCACAGGAAGUCCUGGUCAUAAACUUCUGUUAAUAGUCAUGAGUCAAUUAAACAGAUUAUAAUCUGACUAUACUCCAGAAUUAUAGGCCUAAUCUACUAUUCUACAGCAAAGUUUGCCUCCUUCUCUGUGAAGCCCCACCUUCUCUGUGAAGCCCCGCCUCCUCAUCUCUGCUUUCUCUUUGUUUGAGGAUUUUAGAUGAAUAGCUAUGAGCUUUUUUUUUUUAAGGUUUGCAGCUUAUAUGUAGCAUGGUGUUUUAUUUUGGCUGAGUCGCUGAGUUAUAAUAACAACAAUGAUAAUAAUAAUGAUUAUAUGCUGAUGUUUAUUAAAGCAGUGACUCUGACUCCUCCCACCUGGUGCUCCAGGUGAGUUUAAACAAACACACCUGAAGUCUCUGCUCAGAAUAUACUUAUAUUUUCACUUAAAGGGAUGAAGUAGAACAUGAAUAAAUGAACAUAUACAAUAUAUAUAUAUAUAUAUA